Messenger RNA from Spathaspora passalidarum NRRL Y-27907, 2230 nucleotides. RefSeq lists its product as uncharacterized. Lineage: Eukaryota; Fungi; Ascomycota; Pichiomycetes; Serinales; Debaryomycetaceae. The record is from RefSeq and is a predicted model, not a curated record. Gene Ontology annotation, cellular component: nucleus; Smc5-Smc6 complex. Gene Ontology annotation, biological process: DNA damage tolerance; double-strand break repair via homologous recombination. Gene Ontology annotation, molecular function: ubiquitin-protein transferase activity. The coding region runs from base 24 to 746 and encodes 240 amino acids. The transcript has a single exon.
ACAACCAAAUUGAACUAGCCAUAAUGAGCGAAUACACCGACAUUCAUAGAGUAUUGCUCACUUAUAUACGAUCAUGUAAAUAUAUUUAUCACCACGAAUUGCUAGAAACGUUUCAAACCAUAUAUACCAACCUUAGUGGUGAGUCACCCCAUGAAGAGCCACUCCAACAACUUAAUAAAUAUCUUGCAGAUAUAAACUCCCGAAUUUCUCCUCAUGGGUUUAAAAUCGAAAGAAAGAAUAACGAAUUAACAGGUGAGUUAUGUUACAUCUUUAUAAACACAGUUGGCGACGAUAUAAUUAAGCAAAACACAUUGUACUCACCACCCGAGUUAGACACUAUAAAACAAAUUAUUGACGAUAUAGUUGAAGCUCCUGAGUAUAAGUUCUCCUUGGGUAAGGUCAACGUUCAACAGAAAAUUGCAAAUCUGUUGAAUAAAACUUUAAAGGAGGCGUCAAACUUAGUGGAUAGACUAAUUGACGAUGGAUGGUUUGAAGUUACCCUUGAUGAUAGAAUGACACUUUCUAUAAAGACAAUUGCUGAAUUAAAAGAUUAUUUAAUUGAUAGACAUGGAUCUUCCACAAAUGAAGGUAAGAUCUUAAUUUGUCAACAAUGUAAAGAGAUAGUAACAUUGGGAUGUAAGCAUGAAGAUUAUUUUUUCCAUUUUAAAUGUUAUGAUGUCUAUUGCAGAAAUAAUAAUAUUGAACCUGAUCAAGAUUUUCAAAGAAUUGGACCAGAGAACGUUUAAACUAUUCAAAACUAUCUAAAUAUUCAGCUUCAACCUCAUCAAUAAUGUCCCAUAACCAUUCCUCAACAACUGUUUCGUCAUACCUUGAACAAAGUGGUUUAACACUAGUGACUGGUGGAUACUUGAAAUCUGGUCCUGGAUUCAAUUUAACAACACCAUGUUGAAAUGUUGAUAACAUUGGAUAAUAUCCUAACGUGCCAUCAUCACUGUUUCUAUAAUUUGGAUUUUGCUGUUGAUUCAAAUUUGCAGAAAGACUUAAAUCAUCAGUGUGCUCGAGAUUUGUAGGUAAAAAUGAAUAAAGGUCUUUAAUUUCCUGUUGUUCAAUUCCAUUUUUGAAUAAUCUUAUUCUUGAAUUGGGUAUGAUUGGUAUAGAUUUUGUCUUAUCGUCAUUUUCCAAGACUGCUUUUUCUCCAAAAACAGUUAUAGGGUUAAGUAAAUGAUCCAUAGUUUUGGUAGUGGUGUAUUCAAAUUGUUCAUAAUAUAAAGAAUUUUUAUAUCUAAUUGGAAUUUGAUCACGAAUAAUAUUGUCAUGGAUAUUAAACUUGACAUUUUCUUGUAAGUCCACAGGUUUCUUUGUUGUCUUUCUCUUCUUUUUACCAGUUUCUUUAUUAGGGUUGACUUUUGCUUCUAUUAAUUUCUCUUCAACAAACUUAGCAACAGCUUGCUUAUGUUUUGACAAGGACGGAAGUUCGACUAAAAACCCAAUAACAUCACCAGAUUUAAAUCCCUGGUCAAUGCAAACAGUUUUUCUUCGACUUGUAGUUAUAUACUCACCGCUUAUAUCACGAAUUCCGUAACUAUAAGCAUCAAACCCUACUGGAGCUUCUAAACUUGCUUCACGUCUGGCUAAUCCUAUUCUGACAUGACUAUUAUCUUCACAAGAAUUCACGAUUUCAAAUUCAAAGUAAUAGCUUCCUUCACGUAUUCCUACAUUUGCUCUGGCUGAUCUCCAGCCUUGCAAGGUGGACACUGUAGUUAGAUCAUUAUCGAAGAUAAUUCCGGGAGAUCUGUCAAACAAAUCAACACAAACGUGAUAUGGUGGAAUGUCUGUUGUUGAAUACAAAUUUGACUGAAAUUCGGGAUUAGGUCUACAUGGCUUGUAUUUGAAGCCUCUUUUAUUAAUUGGUAGAUCUUCGCAUUGGUAAAAUUUCAUGUCACGAACUGUUGUAGCUUCAGUAAACGAAGGCUGAACCGAAUUAACUAGCAAAUCCAGAUGCUUGAAUGGAAUUGGUUUUAAGCGAGGGUAUACCACAACAUUAUGCUCCUUUUGUUUUAAUUUUGAUUUAAGCUCAUGCUCAUCUUGUUGUGCCCGAUGUUUAGACCUGGUGGAGUAUGAAUGAGCAUUGGCUGAUGUUGACAGGUCAAUUGGUUGCAGCAGGUCAAUUUCUGCAGUUAGUUCCUGCACUUGUGGUUCUAUGGAUGGUUCCUCGGAAACUUCUUUUGUUAACUCGCUCAUUUGCAAUCACACACUGUUUAUUCAAAUU